CGAUAAAAAAUGAAGUUAACCAAAUUGUUACUAAGUAUUAAGCAAACCUACCAAACAAGAAAUUUUAGUCAAUUUCCAAAGAGAAGAGUAGUUGUUACUGGAUUAGGAGUAGUAAGCCCGCUUGGCACAGGUACUAAAUUUGCAUGGAACAACCUUUUGAAAGGUCGUUGUGGAAUAGUUGCUCUAGAAAGUGAGGAGUAUUCUAGAUUACCAUGCAGAGUAGCUGGAGUAAUACCCAUACAAGAAGACAAUGAAGUAGGUAAAGCAUUAUCCAGAGCAAACCUAAAAUCAAUGGCACCUGCAACAUGUCUGGCUUUACUAGCAACCUCAGAAGCAUUAUCAGAUGCAAAAUGGUGUCCUGACAGUGAUGUUGACAAAGAGAAUACAGGUGUAGCAUUAGGCAUGGGAAUGAUUGAUCUUAAAGAUGUUUGUGAUACAAAUGAAGCACUAAAACUAGGGUACAAUAAAGUUAGUCCAUUUUUUGUUCCAAGAAUAUUACCAAAUAUGGCUGCUGGACAUAUAAGUAUCAAAUAUGGUUUCCGGGGUCCUAAUCAUUCUGUUUCAACAGCAUGUGCAACUGGUGCUCACUCUGUUGGUGAUGCAUUUCGAUUUAUUAGGAAUGGUGAUGCUAAUGUUAUGGUGUGUGGUGGAGCAGAAUCCUGUAUAAGUCCUCUUGCCAUAGCAGGCUUCUGUCGUUUGAGGGCCUUAAGUACAUCAUUUAAUAAUGAACCAACAAAAUCAUCAAGGCCAUUUGAUAAGAAACGAGAUGGUUUUGUUAUGGGAGAAGGAGCAGCUGUUUUAAUUUUAGAAGAAUAUGAACAUGCUCUUCAAAGAAAUGCCAAAAUGUAUGCUGAAAUUUUAGGAUAUGGUUUAUCUGGAGAUGCUUCUCAUAUAACCACUCCAAGAGAAGAUGGUAGUGGAGCUGUUUUAUCAAUGACCAGAGCAAUAAGAGACAGUAAUAUUAGAAAUGAUCAAAUCACCUACAUCAAUGCUCAUGCUACAUCUACACCUAUUGGAGAUGGGAUUGAGUCAACUGCAAUAAAGGCUCUAUUUAAAGAACAUAGUUUAAAAAUAAAUAUAUCAUCCACAAAAGGUGCUCAUGGCCAUUUACUGGGUGCUGCUGGCAAUUUGGAAGCUGUUUUUACUAUCUUGGCAUGUUAUUAUGGGAUAUUACCACCUACAUUGAAUUUAGAUGAUCCUGUGGAUGAUUUGUAUUAUGUACUUGAAUCAAAAAAAUGGCUGGCUGAUAAAAGAAUUGCUUUGAAGAAUUCAUUUGGAUUUGGUGGUACAAAUGCAUCACUUUGUAUCGCACAAAUCAGUUGAUUAAGAGUAGGUUUGCUAUAAUUUGGUAUCAACAAAUUUUAUGACAUGGCCUAUUUAUUGUGGCCCCAGUAAUUUAAUAUAGGUGAAUUAAUAAUAUAUAAAUAUUAAUAUGUUUAAAAGGUGAAAACAAAUAUAAUUUGUGUUAAAAUAGAAUGGGCACAGGAAAUAAAAUAAUAAUUUGUCAAACAUUUUGUCAACUUUGACUUACUACCACAUGUUUUUACAGUAAAUACGAAAGGAGUAGCUGCUACCUUGAAUGGUCUAUUUACUUGGAAUAUUUGCUCCUUUGAAAUAAACUAUCUAAAAAUCUAUCUAAAGAGAGUGAAGUACUUGAGGAGAGAAUCAUGUCAGUUCUUAAUUCUAGCUACUUUCAGAACUAAAUGUAGAUUUGACUUACCAUAAGUGUCUGUAACAGACCUACAAACAUAUAUACAUAGAGUACAAACAAUAUUCAAUUUCUACUCUUUUGUAUAUAUCUCAGCUUGCUUCGUAAGCUGUUUUGGUUAUAGAGUGCCAAUAUAGGUAGUGAAAUUACAGAAUAAGAGAUGAUGUUUUAAUCCUCAAGAAUGGCAAAACUGCUGUGGUAGUCAGAUGAUUAUAUUGUCUGUAGUGUUGUUUUUGUAUAUAGACGA
Molecule: messenger RNA, 1955 nt
Organism: Achroia grisella
Lineage: Eukaryota; Metazoa; Arthropoda; Insecta; Lepidoptera; Pyralidae
Product: 3-oxoacyl-[acyl-carrier-protein] synthase, mitochondrial
Exons: 1
Coding region: 10-1323 (437 amino acids)
Biological process (GO): fatty acid biosynthetic process
Molecular function (GO): 3-oxoacyl-[acyl-carrier-protein] synthase activity
Source: RefSeq, a predicted model, not a curated record